Coregonus sp. 'balchen' is the source of this 2498-nucleotide messenger RNA. Lineage: Eukaryota; Metazoa; Chordata; Actinopteri; Salmoniformes; Salmonidae. The record is from the annotation of a GenBank genome assembly.
GGCCAUUUCGACUGAGCCGGCAUAUCUCAGCAGUCCUUGGUUGAAGGGGAAGGUUUCCUUGUAUCAACGUCCUCGAUAACAACAAAAAAUGAAUGAGACCGUCAUCUCGUUCGGUAAGGACUUCUUGGCUGGUGGUAUUUCCGCUGCCAUCUCCAAAACAGCUGUAGCCCCUAUUGAAAGAAUCAAGCUUCUACUUCAGGUAAGUUUGACUGGCUUUUCAGAAAUUAACUGUUAGUUUCUAGCUACAGUCCAGUACUAACGUUAACCCGGAUGAGAGGGGUUCGUUUGGUACUAACAGUAACUGGCUAAGUUACUAACGUAACUCCUCGCCAUAUCUUUUUUUGGGGGUGCUUUUUUAAACUGGGUUACCUAGCUAUCUACUGUAGCUUACUUAGCUAAUGACAUUUCAUUGGUGCCUUGCAAGGUUGAAAGGAUGCGAGUAACUCGUUCAUUUUGGUUCCUCGUCGCGUGUGAUCAACUUGGAACUGUCAGUUCAGCAGCAAACCGGUGUCCGAGUCUUGUUUGGGAAUUUGGCUAACGUUAACUAGCUAACUAACUCUUAGUUUGCUUGCUGCAAAUGACUAACGUCAUUGUUGUACAAGUUUAAAGACUCCGUAUAUGUGUUAUGCUCAUUGGCAUCCCUACUAGCUAGUUACUUUGUUCACUAGCUAGCUUGGACAUUGAACAUCGUUGUGUCCUCUGACAUCAAGUAUUACGUAACUAGCAGUUACUAGGCCCGAGAAGUUGCCAAGGUCGCAACAAGGGGAGGCUUCAUCCUGUGUUUAGCUGAGGCCUAGCGAGAACCAAUCUAGUGAGGAGGAGGCGGGUCCUUCUACAUUGUGAAUGGAACGUUGAAAGGCGAAGUGCUUGGUGAUGCUGACUAACGUUACCUAGCUAACUUCUUGUCUACAUGAUUUUAGCCACUGUUAGCCAUGUAUCCACAAUGUUGCCAACAUUGAAUUACUAUGAAUAGUGUUGUUAGGGGUGUUGGCUUAUUUAGUUGGCUAAGGAAAUUGAAUGCUGUUGAGACACUUUUAUUGAUAAAGUAGGCCAUGUCCUCUGUAUCUUUGUCAUUAAACUGCCGUUUCCUUUUCCCUUUGAAGUUUUAUAAAUAUAUUGUAUAAAGACUGAGCAUUGGCUUUUGAUGUGUUUGUGAAUACAGGUGCAACAUGCUAGCAAACAGAUCACCGUUGACAAGCAGUACAAGGGUAUCAUGGAUUGCGUCGUCCGUAUCCCCAAGGAGCAGGGCUUCCUGUCGUUCUGGAGAGGCAACUUGGCCAAUGUCAUCAGAUACUUCCCCACCCAGGCCCUCAACUUUGCAUUCAAGGACAAAUACAAGCAAAUCUUCCUGGAUGGCGUGGACAAGAAACAGUUCUGGAGAUACUUCGCUGGUAACCUGGCCUCUGGCGGUGCUGCUGGCGCUACCUCCCUGUGUUUUGUGUACCCCCUCGACUUUGCCAGAACCCGACUGGCUGCUGAUGUCGGUAAGGCCGGUGCUGGGCGUGAGUUCAACGGCCUGGGUGACUGCUUGAAGAAGAUCUACAAGGCUGACGGUCUGAAGGGCCUGUACCAGGGCUUCUCAGUGUCGGUCCAGGGCAUCAUCAUCUACAGAGCUUCAUACUUCGGCGUCUAUGACACAGCCAAGGGUGAGUCCAUGGACUGCUCUGAGCACAGGCCUCAAUCCUCAUGUCUGAGUAGAACUGCAAGUGUCUGUUUCACAAAGAAUCUUAAAGCCUGCUUUAAUCCACUUGCAUUUUCUCUGUAGGUAUGCUGCCAGAUCCCAAGAAUGCAAGCAUCUUGGUCAGCUGGGCCAUCGCUCAGUCUGUGACUGCAGUUGCCGGUCUUACAUCCUACCCCUUCGAUACUGUCCGUCGUCGUAUGAUGAUGCAGUCUGGACGUAAAGGAGGUAAUUGUCAACUUUUGAACACUUGUCUGUAUUUUAGUAUCAAGUUGUAUAUUCACCAUCAUGCUGUCCACCAACAGUGGGCUACUGCUUGUGCUUACCAUUCAGCCAAGGCAAAGGUAUGACCUGUUUUGCUUGUUUUGCAGGUGACAUCAUGUACACUGGCACCAUUGACUGCUGGAAGAAGAUUGCGAGGGAUGAGGGUGGCAAGGCCUUCUUCAAAGGAGCCUGGUCCAACGUUCUCCGAGGCAUGGGAGGUGCCUUCGUGCUGGUGUUGUACGAUGAGUUGAAGAAGGUCCUCUAAACUGUUUUUAGAUGUCUCCCAAAAAAUGUUUAAACUGUAACAUAACUUGUACAUUUGGAAGGACUGUCAAAUUCCGCCUUAUUUAUAGGGACCAACUAGUAUGUUUGUGCUAGUUGUACUGGAGAAAUCUGUUUUGCGCUUUUUAUUUUGCCCAAUGUUUGUUUCUGUUUGCCCCUCACCAGAAUGUAAUUCCCAUUUUAAAAAAGUUACAAUGCCAGGUCUUCAAAUGUCAACCUGUUUCAUCCAGAUGGUCUGUUUCUAGUCAAUACUGUAAAAAUAAAGGCAACCUAC